Diospyros lotus (date-plum) is the source of this 3530-nucleotide messenger RNA. Its product is annotated as ubiquitin carboxyl-terminal hydrolase 23. Gene Ontology annotation, biological process: protein deubiquitination. Gene Ontology annotation, molecular function: cysteine-type endopeptidase activity; cysteine-type deubiquitinase activity. Gene Ontology annotation, cellular component: cytosol; nucleus. NCBI's taxonomy places the organism in Eukaryota, Viridiplantae, Streptophyta, Magnoliopsida, Ericales, Ebenaceae. The record is from RefSeq and is a predicted model, not a curated record.
UAAUGGUGUGUUGCUGGUUCGCUUGUCUCUCCAGCGAAAGCCGAAACGACGAGAGAGAAAGCUAGAGCGAAAGAGAGGAUUUUGUACGAACUCUGAAGGGGCUUGAUGGCUGAAGCUCGGAUCAGUUCCGGCGCAUCAACCACAAAGCCGGACGGCCCGUCGGAUUAUCAGCCUCCGGCAUUGGUUGAAACCCUUUUCCAUAGGAGAAUCGAUUUUCUCCCGGCGAGGAAGCCGUUCACCGGGUUCAGUAAUGGCGGUGGAGGUUUCCGAUUGGAGACUCUGAACCCGCAGGGCGGGGAUUCGCAGAGAGGGUCGAACCAGGGAAGCGGGUCGAUUUCGGCGGGGAAGAAAGCCGAUGGGUCGGAGUUUUUGGACGCUGGUUUGGAUCCCGAGCUCAGUUUUAGCAUCAGUUUCAAGAGAAUUGGUGCUGGACUGGAAAAUCUUGGAAAUACUUGUUUUCUCAAUUCAGUAUUACAGUGUCUCACAUACACAGAGCCUUUAGCAGCGUAUUUGCAGAGUGGGAAGCAUAAGUAUUCCUGUCGUACUGCUGGAUUUUGUGCAUUGUGUGCUAUACAGAAUCAUGUUAGCCGUGCCCUACAAUUAACUGGGAGAAUUUUAGCCCCGAAGGAUCUUGUCUCAAACUUGCGAUGUAUAUCUCGCAACUUCCGGAAUGCUAGACAGGAGGAUGCUCAUGAGUACAUGGUAAAUCUGCUGGAAUCAAUGCACAAAUGCUGCUUACCUGCAGGAGUGCCAAGUGAAUCACCAAGUGCUUAUGAGAAAAGUUUGGUCCACAAGAUCUUUGGUGGCAGUCUCCGCAGUCAGGUGAAAUGCAUGCAAUGCUCCUUCUGCUCCAACAAGUUCGAUCCAUUCUUGGAUUUAAGUCUUGAAAUUAACAAGGCUGAAUCAUUGUAUAAGGCGAUUGUGCACUUCACCACCAAAGAAUAUUUAGAUGGAGGAGAGAGGCAAUACCAAUGUCAGAAGUGCAAACAAAAAGUAAAGGCUCUCAAGCAGCUUACAAUUUACAAAGCACCCUAUGUUCUUACUAUCCAUCUAAAGCGGUUUGGUGCGCAUCAACCAGGGCAGAAGAUUGACAGGAAAGUCCAGUUUGAUCCCACGUUGGACUUAAAAUCUUUUGUCAGUGGUCCAUAUGAUGGAGAUUUAAGGUACACACUUUAUGGUGUUCUUGUGCAUGACGGUUGGAGCACACAUUCUGGUCAUUAUUACUGCUUUGUUCGCACAUCCAGCGGAAUGUGGUACUCCCUUAAUGAUCAUCAGGUUCGUCAAGUUAGUGAGAAAAUGGUUUUGGAGCAGAAGGCCUAUAUGUUGUUCUAUGUUCGGGACAGAACAAAUUUUGCUCCUAAGAAGUCUGUUGAUGUUGUUCAGAAAGAGAGCAUGGUUAUAAAUUCUGCAGGAAGUAAAGGCCAUUCAAAUUUGAACCAUGGGCCAAAGGAAAUGGUUCGAAAUGUUCCAGUCCACAUAAGAUCAAAUGAUGUGAACUCUUAUUCUGCUGUUGGAACUCAAAAAGAUGCAGUUGCUGCUCCACUAGUUCUAAUGAAGGAAGCACACUCACUUAAGAUGCAAGAAACCUCAGUUGUCAAAAAUGAUCCUCCAAAUAGGCUCUGUGUUCUGCAUCAGAAUGGGGGAGAACAAGUAACACAACGGAACCCUGUUAAAGGCUUUGAUGAUAUUCUUAGUAAUGUUGCAUUUGCAUCAACUAGUUCUAAAUUUAAAGAGCGCAAGAAGGAGAUUAGUGCAAAGGAAGAUCCAUGUGAUUUGGUUGCAGUAGCAGCUAAUUGCUGUGGCCCCCAUAAUUCAGCUACCAAGAAAGACCCCAGGAUUGGCAUUGUGGAGCCAGAAAAAUACAAGGAUAGAAAUAUGAACAGAGAUCCUAGUGAUUCAGUUGCCAUAACACCCAGUUGCAAUGGCCAUAGUAUUUCAGCUGGUGAUACUUGUCUCAAAUAUAAAACAUCUCAAAAGGAAAUUGGUGAAAAGGUAUUCAACAAAAUUGAACUUACAAGGCCUUUAGACCAGCUGAGCUACGAAAAUGGUUGGAUAAAUGAUUCUUCAAAGAAAGCUGGUCUUGGUGAUGGUGGCCAGAGAGUGGAGGUUACUAAACUGGAAGGAUUGUCAAGAGUGGGAACCACACAUGUUUUAUUACUCCAUGAGGCUCUUGAUCCUAAGUCCCAGCCAAAACUGAAGAAAAAGCUUUUGAAAUAUCAUAUUGCUGGUGCUCACCUAAGCUCAAGCAUCCUUUUCAGGGCAUCCCUACGACUGCAGAAGAAGAAACUCAAAAAGGUUAAAAAACUUAGUCUCAAGAUCAAGAAUAAUAUGAAAGAACACUUGCUGGAGGGGAGUUGUAGUCCAACAGAUCUAGGGCCUUCUACAUCUGAGGGAGCCAGGACAUUUUCUGGCAAUUCAAUUCACUUCCAAAGAAAAGAGUUGAAAUCUGUUUCAAUUAAGAAAGACAAGAGUGCUAGUGCAAAAAAUGCAGUAGUAAAGUCUGGUUAUGAUUCAGCAGAGGGAGUCCUUAAUGGUGAAUUUGGACACAGUAGACUUGGACAGAAUGGUGCUGUGCUUGCAACUAACAAACAACAUAAGAGUACAUCUUUUGCUGGAAGCCAGUUGCACGAUCAAGGCUUCGAAGGUUUAAAAGACAGUAGAGGAGCCUCUGUGCGAAAUGGGUUAAUGAAUAUGCUUACCAGGGGUUUAGAGGAGACAAUUGUUGCACAUUGGGAUGAGAUAGAACUACCUUCAUCUCAUAUCGCAGAAUCAAGGGACACAGAGACUAUUAGCAUUGGUUACAUAGGAGAUGAAUGGGAUGAAGAAUAUGACAGGGGUAAGAGGAAGAAGGUUAGGAGCUCCCAGAAUGGCUUUGGUGGAGCAAAUCCAUUCCAGGAAGUUGCAAGCAGGAAGGCCAAGUUGAACCACCACUACAUCUCUGGAAACCAACCUUUCAGGAUAUGAUGGGUUACAUCUCCCCUCCAAUGCAUGAGGAACCCUCCUUUUUUUGACAUACUCUUCUACUUCUGUCCGGCGGUUACUGCAGUGCUGAUCUCUGAGUACUCUGUGACGGCCAACGAGUUACAUGGCUUCCAAAGUGUGUUCUUUUUUGUGUUCUUGUUUUAGCAAUCUUUGAAGGGGGGCCAGGCCCGUAGGCGGGGUGCCGUUUCUGAGAAACCCCGGUCCGACGAAAUUGUACAAGCUGGGAGCGGUCUUCUUCAUUUAUUUACGGGAUGUAUAACCACCCCUUGUAUGUUUGUCUGAGGACUGCUAGACAAACACGUGAAAGUUCUCCAACUGAUCCCUUUUGGCCAGUUCUCUACAUCAAAGAAAGAAAGAAAGAAAGAAAGAAAGAAAGAAAUCCCCGGCAAGAUGUUGGAUGAAUACAAAAUUUUCCUGGGAUUAUGUUGGGAGCUUAGUUAUAUAUAUUAUUAUUUUUGUUAACUAAUUAAUGAUAGAACUGUAUUGAAUUUUGUGUUUUCUGAGUUGCUUGCAUAUGGCUUAUAUCACAAGGAUGCAUGAGACCCAAA